This is a messenger RNA of Meira miltonrushii, 2540 nucleotides long. RefSeq lists its product as uncharacterized. Bases 310 to 2196 code for a protein of 628 amino acids. Gene Ontology annotation, biological process: amino acid transmembrane transport. The transcript has a single exon. Lineage: Eukaryota; Fungi; Basidiomycota; Exobasidiomycetes; Exobasidiales; Brachybasidiaceae. The record is from RefSeq and is a predicted model, not a curated record. Gene Ontology annotation, cellular component: vacuolar membrane. Gene Ontology annotation, molecular function: amino acid transmembrane transporter activity.
CCCCUCCUUUUUUCGUACCGCUUCUUACCGCCGCUUCUUUCCUUUCUUCCCGCCGGCUUUUUCCCCGGUCCGCUCUUUUUUGAUAAGACAAACGGUAGAUUAUCAGUCUGUCUUGCUUAUCAUCAAAAUCAUGUGGUACAUGCGUCGUGUGUGUGUGGGUUAUUGCACCCCCUCCCAAUUUAUCCUUAUGCGUUCCUGCAUUUCUUCUUCGCUCGUAUAAAUUGGAUCAUUCUUCUUCCAAUCAACUUUAUUCUCGUUCAUCCAUCUUCCAUUUUUUCCUUCUUCCUCUCUCCUGGCAAGCAAGCAAAAAUGAGUACUGAAGAAAAACGAUCCCCUGACGAAAUUCAGUCAGAGCUACCAAAGUAUGAGCUUACAACAGAAGAACAAGUAGUCAAUGCUGCUUUUGGUGGCGCAAGCGCAAGAGGUGCAACAUUGGAAGAUUGCAUGUACUAUGCUGAUCAACAAUAUUAUUGCAAUGAUACCACCCCUCUCGAAGCAUUCACAAAAGAACCAACGGGAAAAGGAAAUCUUGUUCGUAGAUUGUUCAAAAGAAAGAAUGAUGCAGUCGAAUCUUCAGCCAGCUCUCAAGCCGUUGUUGAAAAGAUUGAUGAAUUCCCUGGACCUGAGAUCAAAAAAGGACCUUUACGUUUCAUUUGGGGUCCAUCUUCUCCACCAUUGCAAAUCGCACCUCAAGAUGAAAAAGCUCAACAUGAAAAUGCAGUCGUUCAUGCCGAUGAUCUUGAUCCAGAUGAUGAACGUAAUCAAGACACAAUGGACAGAUUGAUCUUACGUCAAAUUACUUGGAUGAGAUGUGUUUAUUUGAUCACUUCUGAUGUCUUGGGUCCUUAUCAAGGUCCAUAUGUCUAUUCUCAAGUAGGAUACGUUCCAGGUACAAUCGUUUACGUUGUUAUGGGCCUCAUGGCUUAUUUGGCAGGAUGCAUCUUGAGUGUCUUAUAUCUACGUACGGAUUCUGAUCGUAUGCCUGUUCGUAGCUUCGGAUCUUUGGUCGGUCGUGUUUGGGGCUUUUGGGGUAAAGCGGUCACAGAUGUCUUCUUUAUCAUUCAACUUAUCUUCCAAUGCGGUCUUUUACUUUUGACAAACUCUCAAGGUCUUGGAAUGAUUAUCGAUGGUUCAGGUACAAACCCUGAUGGAUCACCAAAACAUCAUUUAUGCUUUUCAGUUAUGAUUGUCGUCUUUUUGGCCAUCAAUAUCGGAUUUUCUUUCAUCAGAUCUUUGAAGCCAAUCGCAAAAAUGGGUACUCUUUCCCUUUACUUGGCAAUCGCUUCCGUCAUCAUUAUCACCGUUUUCAUUUACAUUUCACCUCCAAACUAUGCCGCAGCCUUGCAAGCAUUCGGAACUCCAAAAGGACCCGUUGUUACAGGUGCAUUUAUCUCUUUGCCAAUAGCAGCAAAAGUCAACGGUAUCAUGAACAUGGUUUAUGCAUUCGGAGGUAGUAUGGUGUUCCCAAACUUUUUCGCAGAGAUGCGUAAACCAUGGGAUUUCUACAAAUCCUACUUUGUUGCUCAAGUGAUCAUUAUGAUCUUUUACAUCUUAUUCGGUAUUCUCAUUUACGCACGUCAAGGUCAAUUCACUCAAUCUUUGUUCUACUUUGGCGUAAGUGAAUACUCUUACCAAACCGUUGGAAAUGCAAUCGGAACAUACACAGGUGUUGUUGCUGCUAUCUUAUAUGGUAACAUUGCACAAAAGGAAUUAUACCAAAUCAUCGUUCGUAGAUUGUUCAAAGGUCCAAGAUUGAUGUCAAACAAAGCAUUGCCUUUCUACACAAUCAUCAAUGUGGUUUUCUGGGGUAUUGCAUACAACAUUGGUGCUGCCAUUCCUCAAGUUCAAACUGUUUCAGGUAUUAUUGGAGCCGUAACAAUUCUUCAAUUCUCCUUCACUUUCCCAUUCUUGCUCAAAUUCACUUUUGACGUUCAAGUUGACGCAAUGAAGGGUGAUCUACCUUAUGUUCCUGGUACGAUGGGCAGAGUUCAACACAGAGCUGAUACUUGGUCGCAAUGGUCUCGUUGGCGCAGAGGUUUGUUCGGCGGUAAUGUGUACAGUAAAGCUGUUUUCUUGAUCCUUGGUUUAGCUUCUGCUUCUAUGGCUGGCUUGGGUAUUUAUGGUUCAUUAGAAUCGAUCAUUACCACUUUCGCUUCGCCACAAACAACUAAACCUUACGGUUGUGCUACGCCUUGAUUUCUCUUUUGGGUUAUCAAAUAUGUCAUUGUAUGAAGUUUUCGUAAAAUAAUGAUGAUGACUUUCCGCUUUACUAAGUUUUGUUUGCCUGAUUGGCUGAAAAGUUCAGGAUCUAUCAUUCAAGUAUGAUAAAGACUUCAUCUGAGAGACCGAUGCAUUUUCCGUGUAUUCCGAAGAAUCGCUGGUACGUUAAUAGUAACAGCAAGCUAGACAAAAAGCGCAAUAAGAUCAUUGCAGCUGCUCUUUGCGUGCUGUACCUGAAAAGUCUUUUCAAAGGCCAACAUUGUUUAGUGGAAUUACCCUUUUAUCCGACCAAUAUUCAUACUUGCUUUAAGAUAGGCAUU